AUGGUUACAGUUUCAAGAGAAAAGUUAAUUUCAACUUCUGUUGGUUUUAGGAUCCCUGGAUCUGUGCUUGCAGCUCACCCAUCGGUGCUAACAGCUCUUUCUAGCUUGAACUCUGAUAUACUUUCAGAGGCAUCUGUAAAUGUUGUUUCUGAAUUUAUACACUACACAGCAUCAAAAAGCUCUGGUGGUGUUUCUGUACAAGGGCCAUUAAUUCAAGUAAUUGUGCCUCAGGUUAUGAAUCUGCAGGCACAGCUUAGAGAUUCUUCAAAGGAUGAGGAAGAUGUUAAAGCUAUUGCUCGAUUAUUUGCAGACAUGGGUGAUUCAUAUGUUGAACUGAUUGCAACUGGAUCCGGUGAAGCAAUGAUGAUAGUGAAUGCUUUGCUGGAAGUUGCUUCACAUCCAGAAUAUGAUAUUGCUUCAAUGACCUUUAAUUUUUGGCACAGUCUUCAGGUUAUCUUGACAAAAAGGAAUUCCAAUAUUUCAUUUGGUGACGAAGCAUCCAUUGAAGCCGAGAGAAACCAGAGGCUUCAAGUUUUUCAUCAAUCAUAUGAGUCUCUUGUAUCCUUGGUUAGCUCCAGAGUUCUAUAUCCCCUAUCCUAUCAAGAUCUUUCAUAUGAGGAUCUCAAGGAAUUCAAACACACAAGAUAUGGCCGUAUCUUGCUGUGGAAAUGAACAGAGUGAAUGGCGUCCAGCUGAGGCUGCUUUAUUUUGCAUUCGAGCUAUAUCAAGUUAUGUGUCGGUUGUUGAAACAAACAUAAUGCCUCAGGUUAUGGAUCUGCUUCCGAAACUGCCUCAUCAGCCGCAGCUACUCCAAACGG
Messenger RNA from Hibiscus syriacus, 818 nucleotides. Its product is annotated as transportin MOS14-like. The transcript is spliced from 9 exons. NCBI's taxonomy places the organism in Eukaryota, Viridiplantae, Streptophyta, Magnoliopsida, Malvales, Malvaceae. Bases 1 to 672 code for a protein of 223 amino acids. The record is from RefSeq and is a predicted model, not a curated record. Gene Ontology annotation, biological process: protein import into nucleus. Gene Ontology annotation, cellular component: nuclear membrane; cytoplasm.